This is a messenger RNA of Brachypodium distachyon (stiff brome), 3475 nucleotides long. Its product is annotated as FT-interacting protein 1. Bases 732 to 3170 code for a protein of 812 amino acids. Lineage: Eukaryota; Viridiplantae; Streptophyta; Magnoliopsida; Poales; Poaceae. The transcript has 2 exons. The record is from RefSeq and is a predicted model, not a curated record.
ACCACUCGUACGACUUUUUAAUCACCUUUCCACACAUGAACGAUCAAUCGAUCAGUCUUUAGGCAGAGCCUCCUCUCGUUCCACUGAUCCCUCGAUCAUCUCUGCUAAUUUUCCCAUGGCUGUAGCUGCCUGCUCUGCUUAAAGGAACCCUGGAAAGGUUAGCUUCUCCCUGAAAGAACUUAGCUCGUUACACACACGCAAAGAGGAGCAAAGCUGGCUCUCCAUGUACACACACUGACACACAGAGCAAAAGGUUUAGCAGCAACCUUGGGUUUAGAGGCAGAUCGACCGUCGAUUCUCCUCUUGCUCUCCUGUCGAAUACCUUCCUUCUCGCCGGGGUCUCCGCCGGCCGUCGCUUUGCUUGCCGGCGAGGCUUUCCCGGAUCCCCCCUCUCGCCCCUACAUUGGCUUCAGACCUUCAGUACCUGGCCAAAAGCUGCUCUGCUAGUCGCUAGCCCGUGCAUGACACGCUGGCUUCUCCGCAUGCUUGCGUGGCUUCGUGCAUGUAUUCGCAAGGGGGAAGAGGCGUUCUAAGCAGGAAUUAAAGCUUCUUCUUUCCUGUGGCAGUGACAGUGGUGCUUGCUCUGCUUAUAUGUAUUGUUACUGACUAGCUCAGAGCAGAGUACGUGCUGCAAGAACUGCUAAACGGUUUCAGAAUCUACGGAGCGUGUUCCUGUUGGAAGAUCAAGCUAGCGAGAUUUUGGAGGUUGAGGCGAUCGACGUACGGAUACGAUGGGCGGGAACCAGGAGGCGCACCACGAGGACUUCCAGCUCAAGGACACGAACCCGCUGCUGGGCGAGCAAUGGCCCAAAGGCGCAGCAGGCCCGGCACGCCCAGCCGUGGGCGGCGGCAUCGCCGGUUGGCUGGGCAUGGACAAGCCAUCAAGCACGUACGACCUUGUGGAGCAGAUGUUCUUCCUGUACGUGCGCGUGGUGAAGGCCAAGGACCUGCCCCUGAACCCGGUGACCGGCGCUCCCAUGGACGCCUACGUGGAGGUGAAGCUGGGCAACUACAAGGGCACCACCAAGCACCACGACCGGCGGCUCAACCCGGAAUGGGACCAGGUGUUCGCCUUCUCCAAGUCCCGCGUCCAGUCCAACGCCCUGGAGGUGUUCCUCAAGGACCGCGAGAUGCUGGGCCUGGGCCGCGACGACUACGUGGGCCGCGUCGUCUUCGACCUCGGCGAGGUCCCCACCCGCGUCCCGCCCGACAGCCCGCUCGCCCCGCAGUGGUACCGCCUCGAGGACCGCCGCGGCGGCAAGGUGCGCGGCGAGCUGAUGCUGGCCGUCUGGAUCGGCACCCAGGCCGACGAGGCGUUCCCCGAGGCCUGGCACUCGGACGCCGCCACCGUGCGCGGCGAGGGCGUGGCCAGCGUGCGCUCCAAGGCCUACGUCUCCCCCAAGCUCUGGUACCUCCGGGUGAACGUGAUUGAGGCCCAGGACGUGCAGCCGCAGUCCCGGGGACGCGCACCCGAGGUGUUCGUCAAGGCGCAGGUCGGGAACCAGGUCCUCAAGACGUCCGUGGCACCGGCGGCCGCGACGCUCAACCCGCGGUGGAACGAGGACCUGGUGUUCGUCGUGGCCGAGCCCUUCGAGGAGCAGCUGGUCAUGACCGUGGAGGACCGCGUGUCGGCGCGCAAGGACGACUUGCUUGGGCGCGUCCAGCUCCCGCUCUCGAUCUUCGAGAAGCGGCUCGACCACCGGCCCUUCGUGCAGUCCCGGUGGUUCGACCUCGAGAAGUUCGGCAUCAACGCCAUGGAGGGCGAGACGCGGCGUGAGCUCCGGUUCGCCAGCCGCGUCCACGUCCGCGCCUGCCUCGAGGGCGCCUACCACGUCAUGGACGAGUCCACCAUGUACAUCAGCGACACCCGCCCCACGGCGCGCCAGCUCUGGAAGCCGCCCGUGGGGGUGCUCGAGGUCGGCAUCCUCGGCGCGGCCGGGCUGCAGCCCAUGAAGAACCGCGACGGCCGCGGCAGCACGGACGCCUACUGCGUGGCCAAGUACGGGCAGAAGUGGGUGCGCACGCGCACCAUGAUCGGCACCUUCAGCCCCACCUGGAACGAGCAGUACACCUGGGAGGUGUUCGACCCUUCCACCGUCAUCACCAUCGGCGUCUUCGACAACUGCCACCUCGGCAACAACAACAACAACAACAAUGCAACCGGAGCGCCACCGCCGCCACCGGCGAGGGACGCGCGCGUGGGCAAGAUCCGGAUCCGGCUGUCGACGCUGGAGACGGACCGGGUGUACACGCACGCGUACCCGCUGAUCCUGCUGCAGCCAUCGGGGGUGAAGAAGAUGGGCGAGCUCCGCCUGGCCGUGCGCUUCACCUGCCUCUCCAUGAUGAACAUGCUGCACCUCUACACGCAGCCGCUGCUCCCCAGGAUGCACUACCUGCACCCGUUCACGGUCACCCAGCUCGACGCGCUCCGGUACCAGGCCAUGGGCAUCGUGGCGGCGCGCCUCGCCCGCGCCGAGCCGCCGCUGCGCCGGGAAGUGGUCGAGUACAUGCUGGACGUCGAGUCCCACAUGUGGAGCAUGCGGCGGAGCAAGGCCAACUUCUUCCGCGCCGUGUCGCUCUUCUCGGGCGCGGCCGCCGGGGCCCGGUGGUUCAACGACGUGUGCCACUGGAAGAACGUGGCCACGACGGCGCUGGUGCACGUGCUUCUGUUGAUACUGAUAUGGUACCCGGAGCUCAUCCUGCCCACGGUGUUCCUCUACAUGUUCAUGAUCGGGCUGUGGAACUACCGGAAACGGCCGCGCCACCCGCCGCACAUGGACACGAAGAUGUCGUGGGCGGAGGCCGUGCACCCGGACGAGCUGGACGAGGAGUUCGACACGUUCCCGACGUCCAGGCAGCAGGACGUGGUUUACAUGCGCUACGACCGGCUGAGGAGCGUGGCCGGGAGGAUACAGACGGUGGUCGGCGACAUGGCCACGCAGGGGGAGCGGCUGCAGUCGUUGCUCGGGUGGCGUGACCCGAGGGCCACCUGCCUGUUCGUGGUGUUCUGCCUCCUCGCCGCCGUCGUGCUCUACGUCACGCCGUUCCGGGUGGUGGCGCUCGUUGCCGGGCUGUAUCUGCUCCGGCACCCGCGGUUCCGCAGCAAGCUCCCGUCCGUGCCGAGCAACUUCUUCCGGCGGCUGCCGUCGCGGGCUGACAGCAUGCUCUGAAUAUCAAAGCUCCGCGUGUUCUUCUUCCAUCGGCUUCAGAGUUUUGAUUCAUCCGGAUAGACAGAAAAACAGAGGCUGUGAUUUCGUUUUCAUAAGAGUGUGUUAUUAAGUACUCCGUUUUACAGAUUACAGUACUAGUAAGUUUGGACACUUGAGACUUCAGAACAUCCCCUCCUUGUAUCUAUGUCUUCUGCCUCAUGAAAAUCUCUCCGUUCCAAACAGGGUCUGACUGCCUGAGUGGUCUUCAGUACCAAACUACUAAACGUUUGUGAUCUUCCAGCUAAAAGAAAUGUUUGUGAUCUUCA